AUGUCUGCCGGCAUUGCUAUGAAACGGCUAGGCGGCCGAGCCGUCAACGCCGACGACGAUGAUGACACGGAGCGAGAAUACGACCGUCUACGCGAUCUAGCACGCGACGAGGCCAGAAAGCGAGGCGAAUGUUAUGAAAAGUCCAAGAGGGCCUACGAGGAUGGCGACGGCGCCAGGGCAAAGGAAUACUCCAACCAGGGGAAAGCCCACGACCGCAAAAUGGACGAGUACAACGAGCAGGCCGCCAACUUCAUAUUCCGGGCCAACAACGCCCCAGGGAGGGUAGAGAGCGACGCCAUCGACCUCCACGGCCUCUUCGUCGAGGAGGCCGAGCGCAUCCUGGAGCAGCGCAUCCGCGCCGACCAGUCCAGCGGCCAGGAGCACCUCCACGCCAUCGUCGGCAAGGGGAACCACUCUACCGGCCACGUGCAGAAGAUCAAGCCAAAGGUCGAGGCCCUGUGUCGCGAGCUGGGGCUCAAAUGCUGUGCAUGA
This is a messenger RNA of Geosmithia morbida, 492 nucleotides long. Its product is annotated as SMR protein. Lineage: Eukaryota; Fungi; Ascomycota; Sordariomycetes; Hypocreales; Bionectriaceae. The transcript is spliced from 4 exons. The record is from RefSeq and is a predicted model, not a curated record. Bases 1 to 492 code for a protein of 163 amino acids.